UCCCACAACACACCGCUCCUGCCAGCAAAGAUGACGAAAAUGGCGGACAGCGGAUCAUCGGUUGAAAUUGUCGAGGGCUGUCGCCUUCCCGUUCUUCGUAAGAAUCAGGAACACGAAGACGAGUGGCCAUUGGCUGAGAUUUUAAGUGUAAAGGAAGUCUCCGGGAGAAAGCUCUAUUAUGUUCACUACAUCGACUUCAAUAAACGUUUGGAUGAGUGGGUCACAGCAGACAGGUUGGACAUGAAGAAACUACAGUUCCCUAAAAAGGAAGCAAAAACUCCAACUAAGAAUGGUCUUCCGGGCUCCCGGCCUAGUUCACCUGAGCGAGAAGUGAGGAAGAGUCUAGAUCUCAACCUACAAUCUACCACAGCUCCUUCCAGAGGCAAAACCCUCCCCACUCCGAAGAGGAAGGUGGAGCCGGUCCCACUAGUACCACAGGUGCCGCCGGCCCCUCCUGUACCAUCCCUGCCGACUUCGACGGAGGCUUCUCCGGCUGCAGUUUACCCCGCUGCAAGAGAGACGAACACCUUCAAAACCCGAGAAGACCAUGACCAGAUCUCUUCCCUCACGACUAACGGCACCGCUCGAAGACUCAUCCCCUCUCAGCCCGGCAGGAAGCGAAAAGCUAAUUGUGGACCUGCCGACGAGAUGAUAAAGGUUUUGCAGUAUAACAAGCCUCAAAGUGCCAGUGUCUUUCUACCACCACCAGAGGAUUCCCAAGACAGUUCUGACGGUAUCCCAUCCGCACCCCGCAUGACAGGCAGCCUGGUGUCGGACCGCAGCCACGACGACAUCGUCACCCGAAUGAAAAACAUCGAGUGUAUAGAACUCGGCCGUCACAGGCUGAAGCCGUGGUACUUUUCCCCGUACCCGCAGGAACUUACAUCGCUGCCCAUUCUCUACCUCUGUGAAUUCUGCCUCAAGUACCUCAAAAGUCUCAAGUGUCUACAGAGACAUUUGACAAAAUGUAACCUCAGACAUCCUCCCGGCAACGAAAUCUACCGCAAAGGAACCAUCUCAUUCUUUGAGAUUGACGGCAGAAAAAACAAAAAUUAUUCCCAGAACCUGUGUUUACUUGCCAAAUGUUUCCUGGACCACAAAACCUUGUACUAUGAUACAGACCCUUUCCUCUUCUACGUAAUGACGGAAUAUGACUCCAAAGGCUUCCACAUAGUGGGAUACUUCUCUAAGGAAAAAGAAUCUACUGAAGAUUAUAAUGUUGCGUGUAUCCUGACGUUGCCGCCUUAUCAGCGGAGAGGUUACGGGAAAUUACUCAUCGAGUUUAGUUACGAGCUGUCCAAGGUUGAAGGAAAGACUGGCACUCCAGAAAAGCCCCUCUCGGACCUUGGCCUGUUGUCUUAUCGUUCUUACUGGUCUCAGACCAUCCUGGAAAUUCUCAUGGACCUUAAACCAGAUAACGGCGAGAGGCCGCAGAUCACUAUCAACGAGAUCAGCGAAAUCACAAGUGUCAAGAAAGAAGAUGUAAUUUCAACGUUGCAGUAUCUUAACCUGAUCAACUAUUAUAAGGGCCAGUACAUUCUGACUCUAUCAGAGGACAUUGUGGAUGGACACGAAAGAGCCAUGCAGAAGAGACACACGCGCAUAGAUCCAAAAUGUCUUCAUUUCACGCCCAAGGACUGGAGCAAAAGGGGCAAGUGGUAAAGUCUCCUGGGACAUUUCGGCAGCAGACGUGAAGCUGGGAUCGCAAUGGUUUCGCAAUACAGAAGCCCUCCCGUAACACAGGACAACAUUUUUAAAAUACCCGCAUAAGCUUUUAUUGUGAAUAUCUGUUCUAUACUGUACAUUGAGACCCGAAAAAAGACUUGUGAACGAACAAUGAAAUCAGCAACACUCCCUCUGCUCUGUACAUGAUCAACUUCAAACGAAACUGUGUGCAAUUUGUGUAAGGUGUUAAAUGAGAUGAAUGAAUGAAUAGUUGAUUUUUGAUCAGUCUUGCAAUAAAUCGCAACACAGGUAAUGUGAACAAAACAAAAUCAUCAUACAACAUAUCCUGCCAGAUCACACAACAAUAAUUGCCCAAAAAUAUGACUUGAUUACAGCACAAUAGUUCUUCAGAUGAAAUAGUUCAAUAAUGUACAUUCUGGAUAUCAAUUCUGCGACUCUCCCUUUUAAAGUGGAUCAACUUUAAAACACAUUUUUGUAGAGUGAAACAUUACUGUUUCGUAUGCAUUUCUUGUAUUAGACUCACUAGACGUUUGUGGAUCUUUCCUCCAUAAAUCAUCCAUUCAGUUAUUUUCUCUGGUAAACAUCUUCCUGGAAUGUUUGUUUUUUAGUGUUCAAUUCUGAUGCUGCAGGACUGUCCUGGCCAUUCAAAUACAUUGCAUUCUCUUCAUGGUUUCGAGUUAACAAGCUCCCCUGGAAGUUAGAAAACCGAUUGCCACAGCCUAUUUUAACUCUGCUAUAACACCAAAAGCUGACAAAAUCUUCCAGAUUUUAGUAUAGUCAACAUGUUGUGUUUCAAUAGCGCUAAAACAAUCAGUUUCCUUUUAUUGAAGAGUGUUAGGCAUCUGUUACACUGAUGAUUUCUGUCUAUAUGAUCUUCCAUGUUGAAUAUAGAUAAAUCCCGUCCAUAGUUUGUAACUUCAAAAUUGGAUUUGAUUGUAUAGGUAACAUACAAGCCAUGUUAAACUGGUAUUGUAUAUUUUGUAUACAGUUGCCAUUUUUUUUUUUUU
Molecule: messenger RNA, 2693 nt
Organism: Corythoichthys intestinalis (scribbled pipefish)
Lineage: Eukaryota; Metazoa; Chordata; Actinopteri; Syngnathiformes; Syngnathidae
Product: histone acetyltransferase KAT5
Exons: 15
Coding region: 31-1662 (543 amino acids)
Biological process (GO): negative regulation of DNA-templated transcription; positive regulation of transcription by RNA polymerase II
Cellular component (GO): MSL complex; chromatin
Molecular function (GO): transcription coregulator activity; histone H4K16 acetyltransferase activity
Source: RefSeq, a predicted model, not a curated record